CAUAUAUCCGGAAGUUGGGUGUUGUUACUCAGGCGGACUCUUUCCGUGUAGGUACGCCGAGUUACAGGUGGCAACACCGAUACUGUUGCUCACAAGUGGGCUCUUUUAUCAUAUACGUGGUUUUUAAAUUGACGUGAGUGUUUUUCUCGUUGUUCCACGCGUGUUAUUUAUAAGAGGAGCCACGUCGUGCAACACAAACAUGUUGGUUUCGGUGACGUUGUUCCUCUGGGCAGCGACAGGUGUUAAUGGCUAUUCAGUCACUACCAAAAAUGCUGAGGUGCAGGUGAGGGAGAAUGAAGGGACUGACCUGACAUGUACUUACUCGGGAGACUUUGGUUCAGAGGCCAGAGUUGAGUGGAAAUUUAAAGACCUAGGAGGCUCACAAACAUAUGUGGUUUUUAAUGGUCAACCAACACAACCAUAUUCCAGCCGUGUGACGAUCUAUGGAAGCAACAUUAGAUUCUCCAAAAUGACCCCUAAAGAUACUGGAGUGUAUGACUGUGAAGUGUCGGGCAAUGGCCAGUUUGGGGAAACCAGAGUGAAGCUGACUGUUUUGGUGCCUCCAUCUAUGCCUGUGUGUAGGGUCCCUCCCACUGUGACAACGGGUAAGACGGCCCACUUGUCCUGCCACGACAACAUUGGCUCACCUCCUCCCAAAUACAGGUGGUACAAAGACGGCACACUUCUGCCUCCGGAUCCAAGCAAGAUUUCCGGCUUCAAAAAUGCCACCUACCAUCUAAACACAGAGAACGGCAACCUGGAGUUUCCCAGAGUGACCAAGAUGGACUCAGGUCAGUACUACUGUGAGGCGUACAAUGACGCUGGUCCUCCGCAGCGCAGUAAAGAAGCCAAGAUGCAAGUCCGUGACAUAAACACAGGAGGAAUUGUUGCUGGCGUAAUUGUGGCUCUGCUGCUAUUGGCCCUCCUGGGAUUUGGACUUUGGUAUGCACACAAGAAAGGAUACCUGCCCAAGAAAGAUGAAAGUAAACCGAACGUGGUCUACCAGCCUCCAUCAUUGUAUGGCGGUGAAGAUGAUGAUGGAGAAUUUAAACAGAAGUCAUCAUUUGUGGUGUAGUCUUCAAGAAGAGGUCAAAACAAGAGAACACCUUGGGUUUUAAAGCUUGAGCUUUGAGCUUGUAUUUAUCCAGAUUUUCGAUUGAGUGGAUUUCUUAUUUACUCCGGCUAGAUAAUGAAAUAAGAUGUUAUUAAAUGAGCUGUGACUCAUUUUAGCCUCAGGCCCUGUGUGUGUGUGUGUGUGUGUAUGAUCGUUUUCUGCCUCCUAAGAGAGCUAAGUUGUGUUGAAACUGUGCAUCUGGUUGUAAAUACAGGAUGUCAUAUCUAGUACACUACCACUACUAUGGCGGAACAGGGUACAUGGAGGGUUUUUUUUCUGUGCAAAGUCAAAACACAACUGACAGCAUUUUUCUUUAUUUAACUUUAUAGACAUUCAAAUUUACAUUGCAUUCAUUGACCUUUUUUUUUUUUUUUUACAAA
This is a messenger RNA of Solea senegalensis (Senegalese sole), 1494 nucleotides long. RefSeq names its product junctional adhesion molecule A-like. The record is from RefSeq and is a predicted model, not a curated record. Gene Ontology annotation, cellular component: bicellular tight junction. NCBI's taxonomy places the organism in Eukaryota, Metazoa, Chordata, Actinopteri, Pleuronectiformes, Soleidae. Gene Ontology annotation, biological process: cell adhesion; establishment of endothelial intestinal barrier; regulation of membrane permeability. The transcript has 10 exons. The coding region runs from base 200 to 1075 and encodes 291 amino acids.